Trichophyton verrucosum HKI 0517 is the source of this 1527-nucleotide messenger RNA. Its product is annotated as mitochondrial ribosomal protein DAP3, putative. Gene Ontology annotation, molecular function: structural constituent of ribosome. Bases 1 to 1527 code for a protein of 508 amino acids. The transcript has 2 exons. The record is from RefSeq and is a predicted model, not a curated record. Gene Ontology annotation, cellular component: mitochondrial small ribosomal subunit. Lineage: Eukaryota; Fungi; Ascomycota; Eurotiomycetes; Onygenales; Arthrodermataceae.
AUGGCUUCCUCUUGUUGCUGGAGAUGUGUGUCCCAGAUACGCUCAGUAUACCCGUCUCGAGCACUCUCACUACCGGCGCUCUCUCAACAGUCGACUCUUCUCCGUACACUACCUACAUCCUCGUCAUUCCAUACUAGCGCAGCUCUCAAUGCCGCACCAGCUAAGAAAGGGAAGAACCAGAAUCCCGGACCGAAAUUCCGUGAAUCACGAAGUACACGAACGUUGAAGAAGGGGAAGGCAGGCAGGCCGGCUCGACGAAGCCCGGACGAGCGAAGGGCUCUAAGCCAUCGAAUUGUGCUAAGUAACAACAAUGCGCUCGAAGUUACCGGUCUACAAGAGCUUAGCGUGGCGAAUUUGAGCGAUCCAGAGCUUAGGACUCAAGUAGUGGGUUUGCCAAUGAAUCUGGUUGACAGAUUGAGGGCUGUUGAGGCCUUCAGGAGGAGCCAGGGAUGGAGUUUGUUCAGACGGCCCUGCACUGUGGUUAGGAAAGAAACUGUUGAACUAGGCAGGUUGAUUGAGCAUAUCAAUGAUAAGGAAAAGGGCGCGGAAGCUGUCAUGAAAAUUGUCACAGGCGGUAGAGGCACAGGGAAGAGUGUUCACCUGCUGCACGCUACUACAAUGGCCUUUUUGAAGAACUGGGUAGUGGUCACAAUUCCAGACGCCUGGGAUAUUGUCAACGGCACAACGGCCUAUGCUCCAGUCCCUAACUCAAACCCAGUCAAAUAUUUCCAGAAAAAUGCCACUGCCGAAUUGCUCAAGCGCAUAGCCGAGGGAAACAAGGAAGUUCUCUCAAAACUGCACAUUUCCCGAUCACACCCUAACGUCAAGGACUCUGGGAUUUCUCUCUUCGAGAUGGCAAACAUCGGUAUCCAGCAACCGGACCUCUCAUGGUCGAUAUUCCGCUCUCUCUGGUCUGAGCUUACUGCCACGGGACCAGCAAUGGACACGAAUGCAGCUAAGGGAACCAAGCCAUUCACUGCUCGUCCUCCGCUUCUCGUCACAGUUGACAACCUCGCCCGCUGGAUGGCUGAGUCUAAGUACCGCAACCCAGAAUAUAAGCUCAUUCACGCUCAUGACUUUACCAUUGUCGAACAUUUCCUCUCUCUGAUGCGUAUGGAGCCCAAGAAAGCCUUGCCGAAUGGUGGUCUCGCAUUGUAUGCAACUGCUGCCUCCAACUGCAUGAGAUUGCCUUCUCUGGAACUCGGAAUCAAGCAGGUUGCUGCUCGACAGGCCGGAAUUAGCCCGUCCUCUCCUGAUUACCCUGUUAUGUACGGCAAGCUGGACGACCGUGUGGUCUCGCUGUUCUCUCAGGCCAAGGAGAUGGGUUAUAUUGAGCUCUCUGGCCUGGGCAAAGACGAAGCUGCUGGCCUCUUGCAGUACUAUGCAAAGAGCGGUCUGCUGAGAGACCGUGUUGACGGACGGUUGGUCGGUGAGAAAUGGUCCCUGUCCUCUGGCGGUAUUGUUGGUGAGCUGGAGCUUCUCGGCCGCCGUCUACGAGCUCUACCUCUUACUGUCAAGGAACAGUAG